AAAGGCUGGAAUGUUGCUUGUACAGGUUGAGUGAGGGUGCUCUCAUCUGUUGUGAAGCCGUGUUCUUGAAGUUUCUAUAUGAUCAAGAUGCCGCUAUGCAUCUCCUGGAUCUUUCUGAGGCUGAUGAAGAAACUACCAUUGAUCCACAAACAAUGCAGGGAGUCGGAGAAUUACUGCAGUUUGGAGGAUUUGGGGGACACAGAAUAUUUGCGAAGGACACUUGUGAAAGAAUUUCAAUAGAUGGAACGCAGGAUGAUUUUGAAUUUGCUUCAGAUUAUAUUUCCUUCCAAAUACCUGAGGAGUCUUUUUUAGAUGUAACAAAUCAUAUAGCGGUAGUGAGUGGACUUAAGAAUGUUUCAAGCAAUGUGAAGAAGGGAAGAUCUUUGGAAGGAUCUUGUUGUGCAUCUCUCUUGGUCACUGUUGUGUGGAUUAGGCUCUAUUUGAGAACCACAUAUGCAAAUAACCGGGAUUUGUACCAAUUGAAGGACUCUAUAUUACACCUAGAUAUGGAGAAUGAGAAGAUUCGCAGCAUUCCCCAUAAUGUUGUUCCUCCCUUGUCAGUUAGUGCAAGUAGAGGUGUGGCUUGUGUUUUAGCUGCAAGAAAGCGGGCCCUGGUCUACAUACUGGACGAGGAUGAAGACGAAAUCUCUGAUUCGGAAUGACUGCCUGUUCAAGAUUUUGUGGUGGUUAUGCUUGUGUUGCUCCUGUGGGUGGACCUCUACUCUCCGAAGCUGCAGACAUCGGUGUGAGAAGCAAUGCUUUUGUGACUGAAGUUUUUCGGUCCGCCCUUCUUGGAAAGUGUUAAUUUAUACUUGCCACGUGCCUUUCCUGCUUGGUGGGCAUUUGUUGAAGAGAAAAUUGGAGCAAAAGGUAACUAUUUAUCUAUUUAGAGCCAUGGCUUCUAUCUGGUGGCAAUUGCCUUCAUAGUAUUGCUGCAAGCUUUGAGACCCAUUCGAUUGUGCCAAGCUUGUGCUUCAUCUGUAUAUGUUUAUAACCCUCAUAUAUAAGAGAAACAAAUGCUUGGUUUAGAUUAUUUAUACUUUGGGUUGAAUGGUUCA
Molecule: messenger RNA, 1058 nt
Organism: Eucalyptus grandis
Lineage: Eukaryota; Viridiplantae; Streptophyta; Magnoliopsida; Myrtales; Myrtaceae
Product: anaphase-promoting complex subunit 4-like
Exons: 7
Coding region: 96-662 (188 amino acids)
Source: RefSeq, a predicted model, not a curated record